CUUAAGCCGCGACAGACGCCUGUAAACCGACUGAUGCUCCAAUGAAUCUGGGAUGAUAUAGACAUUAAUUUAAUCCUUAUUUAUUUGCAUUUUUUUUACACUGAGAUGCAAAGCAGGUGCUUCUUACACGUUAUUUUCGCCUUAUCAUCGCUCAUUUUAUCAAAAGCACAAGAUGUGUUCCGAUCAGGUCACUCCUGUCUCAGAUCGAGUCCUGCUGCGGACGGAUUGACGCGCGUCACGUUUCUCCGAGAGGGCAAAGCCGGCGUGCGCUCCCUGUACCUCACCCUGUGGUCCGGAGAUAUGCGCCUGGUAACGUGUGAAGUUAACACCGAUCCGGUGGUGACGGAAGGAUACCGAGCUCUCUGCGACGGGAGAGGCACGCAGGGUCAAGAAAUCAGCCACAGGUUUAAUAUCAGUAUGCUGCUCACUCCGGAUGCACCAUGCGCGCUCGUCUCCUCCAGUGCGCCAAAGUUUUCCAGACGCACAAGAAGGGAUGAGACAGAGGGGAAAACUCGGAGGAAACGCUGGAUAUUUCCAGGGACGCUGUGGUGCGGCACUGGGAGCAAAGCAGGACGAUACGAUGAGCUAGGGAUGUUCGAGAGUGCAGAUAGAUGCUGCCGUGAGCACGACCACUGCCCGCAUAUGAUCCCAGCUUUCACGGUCAAUUAUGGCGUCUUCAACUCCAAAUUUUUCACCGUCUCACACUGCGACUGUGACCAAAGGUUUCGACAGUGCCUUCUUGAUGUCAACGAUACCAUCUCCAGUAUGGUGGGAUACAGCUUCUUCAGCAUCCUGCAGGUUCCUUGUUUUGAGCUCAAACUGCAGAAGCGGUGCACCCAGAUGUACUGGUGGGGAAUGUGCAAAGUAGCCAAAGACGCUCCAUAUGCCGUUUUCCAAAGCCCCCUGCCUUUCAACUCCACUGGGGACAACGCUGACAGUGACAAGUCGACAAGUAGUGAAGGGCAGCAUGUAACUAAAGGCCCUGUGAUCAUCCAACAUACAAAAUCACCCAAAAGCAAACAUAGCUGUAGCUCCAAAGACCCAACCAGAGAAGACACUUUCUACCACAGAAGCAAAAAAGAGAAAAGGUGUAAAAUACACUGGAAACUGCACAAAGUGACACCCUCCCAAACUCCCUCAAUAUCAAGGAUACACACAUCUACCCCCUCAAUGGAAACCAGUCCUUUACCUGCUUCUAAAAGUAGCACAAAUAGGAAAAUAGCUGGAAGAAAGAAGAGCACCGGAAAGGGCCUUUUGGCUUACAGCACAAAGAGAAGCCAUGUUCCAUCUCAGGUGACCACAAUCUCUUAUCCACUAGCAACAUCCACAACACAAGGCACCCCAUCUGUAACACAGGAGCCAUCACUACAGUUACACUCACCUACAGCCAUCACAGCAGUGAGAGAAACAACCAAAAGUCACAAAAAACGUCCAAAGCAAAGUCACUGUUGUGGAUUCAAGAUACCUCUGAGGGGUGACACUUUUCAGCCUCGAUGUAAAAGUUGUCCACAACGAAACACGACUUCCCACAUGAAAACUGUUGCACCCUACAAAUCUACAACAAAUCAAUUACUUGUCAAAGUGACAAAGCUCGAGACGCUGCAUCUCAAAAACACACCCGAACAAAUACUCUGGAGUACAGCUACUUCUGCAACGCAGGCCACAUCACAACUAAAGUCGGCAACCUCCAUUCAUAAAGUUGGCAAGCCACAGAAGCAGAUGGAUUCUCAUCUACUAUGGAAAAACACGAGCCGGGAGCUGCUGGGCAGAAGCAAAGCCCCAAACACAGAUGCGCAGAAAGGCCUGAAACUAAAUAUUGCAUUGCAUAAUAUGACAGACAGUCAGUUGCUGUGCAGAAGCCUCAAACAUCUGGACGACUGUAAAUACAAAAUCCGCCCUUUGGAGAAGAAGUAUGAUCUGCAGAACACGGAGUCAAAGACCGCCUUCCACUGUGAUUGCACCAGCCGCUUGGCUGCUCAGAUUGAAAGCUUCAAGCAACCCAGUAUUCUCCCCACGCUGCUGACGGAUUUCAUCUCUCAGCGCUGCUUCAAACUGCCAAAGGAGAAAAAAUGCCACAGCAAGAAAAGAUGUUCUGGAGGCUUCUCUAAAGCGUCUGACCUACUUCGAGCACUUAAGAAGAUCGAAGAAAAAGACACUGCUGGGGUGCGAAAUUCAGGCAAUGACAGAAAAAGAGGGAUUCCUGUCCGCCUUUAUAAGCGAUGCCUAAGGCUGGAAAGAGAGGCUGACAUUAUGGCACAACUCAAACGAUUAUAGACUAAGCUUCUAUGUGCGGCAACGGUGAUUUCUAAAAGCUUUAUAUUUCCUGUGGUGUGGUAUUUUUCUGUUUCUUUAUGAUGAUUUCUGGUGUAAAUUGGCAGCGUGCAGAAAAUAUUCAAGGACUCAAUUUAACAUAUUUAGAAAGAACUGUAAUACAAAACUGGAAACCAUCAAAGUGUGCACUGAAUGAAAUAAAAUCGUUUA
Messenger RNA from Larimichthys crocea (large yellow croaker), 2481 nucleotides. RefSeq names its product group 3 secretory phospholipase A2. The transcript has 7 exons. The record is from RefSeq and is a predicted model, not a curated record. The coding region runs from base 106 to 2274 and encodes 722 amino acids. Lineage: Eukaryota; Metazoa; Chordata; Actinopteri; Sciaenidae. Gene Ontology annotation, molecular function: A2-type glycerophospholipase activity. Gene Ontology annotation, biological process: phospholipid metabolic process; arachidonate secretion.